GGUGGCUCAUAAGUGCCAUGCAAAAAUUGUGAUUUUUUUAUCGUUUUAGCGACUUUUUUAGCGACUUUUUUAGCGACUUUUUUAGCGACUUUUUUAGCGACUUUUUUAGCGACUUUUUUAGCGACUUUUUAGCGACCGAAGUAAUGCGGGCUCAAGUUGCUUCUCAAGAGAAGAUGGCGGAACUCGAAACCGAAAUCAAUGAGAUAUGCGAGUUUCUCGCAAAAAGAGAGAUUCGAGACGAAGUGAUCGCUCGAUUCAGGAACGAGAAGAUGGAUUAUUCGGCAGUAAAUACUGCCUCAGAUGAACAAUUGCAAGAGUUAGGACCAUUGCGAAGGGGAGAUCUGCUGUCCUUAAGAAGCUUUGUAAAUGAAAAGUUGCGAGGUGAGAGUAGAGAUGAGAAGAAAAGAAAGCUGCUUGAUCUCCUCAAAAAAAGGGUAAAACCAAAGAAAAAGAGAGCCGAAGAAAAGGCAAGUACAGAGCCAGGACCCUCUAACCAAAUUAUAAAUGGCUACCGUAAAGUUCAGUUUGGCUGGCUGCACUAUGACCCGCAACAGAAUAGGUAUGUUGGAGUUCGCCUUGCAAAAGGAGGUGGGACUAGAACUGUGAGAGCAGAACGUAGCUCAGAUGUUCGUGAUUUGAUUGCUUUGGGUAAAUCAAUUUUCUUCCCAGGUGCGACCGAAGUAAUGCGGGCUCAAGUUGCUUCUCAAGAGAAGAUGGCGGAACUCGAAACCGAAAUCAAUGAGCAACAAUAA
Messenger RNA from Stylophora pistillata, 752 nucleotides. RefSeq lists its product as uncharacterized. Gene Ontology annotation, molecular function: ubiquitin binding; ubiquitin-protein transferase activity. The record is from RefSeq and is a predicted model, not a curated record. NCBI's taxonomy places the organism in Eukaryota, Metazoa, Cnidaria, Anthozoa, Scleractinia, Pocilloporidae.